Molecule: messenger RNA, 1159 nt
Organism: Clupea harengus (Atlantic herring)
Lineage: Eukaryota; Metazoa; Chordata; Actinopteri; Clupeiformes; Clupeidae
Source: RefSeq, a predicted model, not a curated record
ACGAUCAAAGGGAAGGAUGGACAACAAUAAAUUCAAGAACUAUAAAUGUAUGUGCAUAAUCUUUCUCUGUUCCGCUGUAAAAGCGUACCAUGCCUCAAUCUUGAUCCAGCAGCCCCAUGCCACAGAGGUAAUAGUGGGUCAUUCAACAACGCUGAAGUGCUUCCUGACGGACAGUGAGACUUCCAAACGGCUAAACUGUUAUUAUGUAACUUGGAUUAGAGUACAAUCGAUGAGACGGACAAUGGACGUUAUCACCUCUAAUAAGCAAUAUAAUGAGCAGACAAAUUCGUGCGAUUUAACCAUUACCACUGCGACCCUGGAAGAUACUGGGCUGUAUUAUUGCUCCGGUCCAGAAGCCAAGACAUUUAAAGGGAAUGGCUCAAAGGUAACGGUAGUGGGUAAUGUCAACCCCUCUGUCGAGCUUUUCUCGCCAUCGGAGUUUCCUGACCCCAACAUCCCGCUCAUCUGUUGGGCGAAGGGUACCGUCCCAUCUCAGGUUCGCAUAUUCUGGGUCGUUAAUGGAGAAGAACACAUCGGGUGGACCGAGUCGGUGUGGACAAAACAGAAUGAUCUAACCACGGAGUUCACGCAGAGCCGAUUUUGGCUUUCGAAGUCGGACUGGGAUACUGGGGAACAGUGCACGUGUGUUGUCGAAGCUGGCGGGAAGAACAUCUCCAAAAGCAUCCAGAGGCCCGGGAAAGACAUUUGCUUAUUCCUGAUGUAUGGGGUCUCUGGCGCCGCACUUUUUAUGAUUAUGGUAUCCGUCACCACAGUCUUAGUUUUACUCAAGGGACACCGGAUUAAAGAAAUUCAGGAAAAGAACCGCAGAAGGCUGAACACUGGCAAACGUGGAAAAUACCGCACAAAGAAAUCUUCUGUCACAGUGAGUAAUGUUGAAUUAAGAAGCCUGGAGGGCAACAUGGGUGAUACAGUACCUAAACCCAUAUGGAACAGGUCUCAUAGACAUAGGAAUCACACUUGUCAUGUGCAAUAUUUGCAUGAUAAAUCUGUGGUAAAGAGCUUGCAUAUACAUUUCAUACUAAAAUGUUAUAAUGCCCUUCAAAUGCAAGGUAGGCCAUAUAUAAAAAAUAUUUUUUCUGUUACUGUGUAUAAAAGGGGCCAUAAUUAUGUGUGUUAACACACAGUUAUAUGCUAUACA